UAUACCUGGUUUUGCAGCCGCUUUGAAUAUAUAUUUUAUGCUCUUCUUCCUCACCCUUUUACUUGUAUGAGAGUCCCCAAAAUGUUAUACGCAUUUGUUUUUAUUUAUAUCUAUUGCUUUUAUGUUCCCAGAAAAAGAAGAAUUUUUCUCUAAGUCUUCCCUGGUCUUGCUGAAAGAAUGGAGGGCGAUGAUGACUUAGACCUCUUAACUUCCCUCUUAGAGGAGAGUGAAGCAGAAGAGGAUUCUUCAGAGAAGGAAAGAGCAGCUGGCCAUCAGGAUGAGUACGAUUUACUCUUUGAGGCAGAAGACGAUGCGUCUUACAUUGAGGGGGUGGAAGAGGAAGAAGAGGAGAGGUCCACUGCCAGCCAGGAAAAUGUGGCUGAGCUCUUUGGGGAUGUGACUGACCUUUUGGAGGAAGAGAAGAAAGAAAAACACGUUCAGAAGACAUCCCGCCCUGUAGCGCCUGAUCGAGUGAAAGAACCUUCCAAGGAAGAUCUGCAAGAUGAGUUGAGAAAAUUGAAAGAGCAGAUGAAAAAAUUGCAGGAGCAGUUGGGAAGGACGGGGAUAGGGCAGCCCCCUGAGCCCGAUCUCUGCAAGAAAACACCUGGUCAAUCAAACGGUGCUGUCAUUAAGGAAAGGACUCCGUCCAAGGUACAGAAAUCUCCAUCUUUCUCAGCCCAGCAGAUCAAUCCUGCUUUACCGCUGCCAAAAAGCCCGUUCCAGAAAUCGAAAUCUAUGAUUGCAGUGAAUAAGAACCACACUUCAAAAGCUACACCUAGUCUGCUCUCUCAGCCACUUACAUCUGUGCCUGGAAACAGACCCACUGCGGAUUCCAGUAAGAAAAUUCCAGUAACAAAAAAUUCCGAGGUCAAAAAUCAAAAUGUUUCCAUGGAAAUCUACUCUGGAUUGAAAUUAAGAAAACCUCGGGUCUCUUCGGCCGAGAUGGAAAGGAAAAUGACUGGGCGGAAGCUGAUCAGGCUGUCUCAAGUACAAGACAAACUCCGUUCGGCAAAUCUUGAAGAAAUGGAUUGGGUCACCUUUGGCGUCAUAAUAAAGAAAAUGACUCCUCAAAGCAGCAACAAUGGUAAAACCUUCAGCAUCUGGCACCUGAAUGACCUACGUGACUUCAACAGGUCCGUCUCCCUCUUCCUGUUUGGGGACGUUCACAAAGAGCACUGGAAGACCGACCAAGGCAUGGUCGUAGGCCUCCUCAACGCUAACCAGAUGAAGCCCAAGGAAGGAUCAGAGGAGGUGUGUCUAUCCGUCGAUCAUCCUCAAAAGAUCCUGAUUUUGGGGGAAGCCAUGGACUUGGGAACUUGCAAAUCCAGGAAGAAAAAUGGAGAGCCUUGUACUCAGAUGGUUAAUCAGAGCGAGUGUGAAUAUUGUCACUAUCACAUACAGUCCGAGUACCGAAAACGGAGCUCGAAGCGAGCAGAUCUACAGUCCACAUUCUCCACCACCCGAGCACCAAAACGGACAGCAAAGCGGAACCUUGGCUUGAAAGAGAAGCUCUGCCAAGACGGUUUUUACUACGGGGGGGUUUCCUCGUCGGCUUACGCUGCCUCUGUGGCUGCAGCUGCCGUUCCCAAAAGGAAAGUCCAAACGACGUUGACAAACCUGGUUGUGAGAGGAGUGGAUGCGAUCCUGCAGGAAACCAAAGAAAAACUGGGUCUGGCAAAGCCCCCCUGCUCAGAAGAAUUCCAGGAGCUCUUGGCGGUGCCCUCGGCGGGAGCCCGGAACCUCAACCGACACUUCACCCGAAGGGGGGCGCUAGGGACCAAAUCAAUGAUUCUUACCAUCCCUUGGUUGGGCUUGGAGGUUCCUUCUAACUCUGUUAUUCUUUUCUACUUGCCGAGAGAUGCUAAAACCAGGGCAAAUGCUUCCUGGCGUUUAUCUCCUUCAGCCAAAACUAUAAUUCUGAUUUUCAUCCUUCGUUGCAGAUUUCUUCAGGACCCUGCUGUUAAAAAGACCCCAGCCCCAUCCUCUUCUGUGGGGCAGGCUGGGCUGAAGUCCCCAACUCCAGCAGCCGAGUUCCCUAAAGCUGGACAAUUGUCCAGCCCACAAACCCCCAGACUGGGUUCGGGUCUCUCUGAAGGGGACGACGUUCUGUUCUUUGACGAUUGCCCCCCUCUGGCCCCCAAACUCAACUGCUUGGCAGAAGCCAAAAAGAUGGCAGCAAUCAAGAAACUGCAUGCAAAAGGCCAGAUCCUUCCCAAAGUGGAUCCCAACAGCAUCAAACGGAAACGAUCAGAUUUUGACGUUCCGAGCAUUUCUGAAAGAGUGGAGAAAAAUAUUGCUGAUUCAGAAGAAGGGAGAGCAUUAGAGCCCGUGGAAAAGAAACGGCGCCAGCAGCUCGAAUACCUGGAAUCGGCGGAGUUUCAGGAGAUCCUGAAUGCACGCUCGAAACACAACGGCGUCCUUAAAGAGUUUGAAGCUGAGAUGCAAGAACGGUACUUCGAGCCUCUGGUGAAAAAAGAACAAAUGGAAGAGAAGAUGAGGAACAUCCGAGAAGUAAAAUGUCGGGUGGCAACCUGCAAAACGUGCAACUACACCUACUUCAAACUGCUGGACUCGUGUGUGGCGGAAGGUCACGCUUACCACUGGCACAACGGGGUGAAAAGAUUUUUCAAGUGUGCCUGUGGGAACAGAGCCAUUUCCCUGGACAAGCUCCCCAAAAAACACUGCAGUAACUGUGGCCUCUAUAAAUGGGAACGUGAUGGAAUGCUGAAGGAGAAGAAAGGCCCCAAAAUCGGGGCAGAAACUCUUCUUCCAAGAGGUGAAGAACACGCCCAAUUUCUCAACAGCAUGAAAUAAUGGCUGAUGGGAUCCUGGCUUUGGUCUAAUGAAUUUCGCCUCUGGAAAACUUCCAGAGUGCUCCCUUCCUGUGAAGUAUCUCCACAUAUGAACCACA
Notechis scutatus (mainland tiger snake) is the source of this 2911-nucleotide messenger RNA. Lineage: Eukaryota; Metazoa; Chordata; Lepidosauria; Squamata; Elapidae. The record is from RefSeq and is a predicted model, not a curated record.